AUGACUGGUAGUUUUGGGGUUUUUCAAAUACCUGACUUUGUAGCUAGUCGAAAGGCCUAUCAAAGGGUAAAUGCUUAUAACAAAACAUGGCAACUAGUUUGUGGUAUACAAUUAUAUGAAGAAUUCGAUAAAGCAGAAAGAAUGGCUGAAAAAUCAUGGACAACUGAUCCAGUAGUCACACGUUUAUUUGUUAUUAUCCUAUUCUUCUCUACUCCUCUUCAUUAUUAUGAUGAUUCUCCAACACCAACAAAGAUUCUGAAGAAAAAACAAGCUAUUUUUCAAAUUCAAAAUGCAUAUGUAAUACUUCUAUGGAGAUAUUUAACAUAUCGUUAUGGAUCAGAAGGAUCAAUUCGAAUUUAUCUAAAUCUAGUUCAUGUAUAUAUGAAAAUGCAGCAAGUUGGAUAUGGUGUUUAUACUCAAUUGCGAACACAAAAAGAUCUGUUUCCAACACAUGAAACUCUAAACAAACUAGUUACACUUGAUAUUAAUGAUACGCAAUGA
Adineta steineri is the source of this 501-nucleotide messenger RNA. Lineage: Eukaryota; Metazoa; Rotifera; Eurotatoria; Adinetida; Adinetidae. The record is from the annotation of a GenBank genome assembly.